CCGCCCCUCGCCGUCCGGGCCACCGGCCGGGGUCUGCGGGGCUAGGGGUGACCCUCGGCACCAAGCGCUGGGCGAGCGGGCGACACCGAGGCCAUGACCAUGGCCACCGUGGCGGUUGCGUCUUCUUUGGCCCUCGGGGUCUCGAGCCCGGCGGCCCCCAGCUCCUACGGGGUAUUCUGCAAAGGGCUCUCCCGCACCCUGCUCGCCUUCUUCGAACUGGCCUGGCAGCUGCGCACGAACUUCCCGUACUUCUACGUCGCGGGCUCCGUGAUCCUCAACAUCCGCUUGCAGGUACAUUUUUAGAGACGUGAUUAUGCUAACGGUCCCCGGGUCGGCACCAUGGCGGACUCCCAGGAGGUCCGGCGGCGGAGCCGAGCGGAGCUGCGGAAGAGGCCUCCUCAGUCUCGCGAGAGUCCCCGGGCGCCGUCCGCGGCCGCCCUCGCCGCCCCCGCCGAGCUCCCGGACGGCCUCAGAAACCGCUGGGACUGGAGAGAGGACGGACGGCCGUCCUGCGGCAACAGUGAAGAAUUGAAUUCAGACCCACAGUGUUUAAGGGGCUGUGCGUCCUUAAAAUUAGAGCGAAGAAGGGUGCAUUAUAAAAAAAUGUGAAGGCUACUAAAUUUUUCAGGAGAAAAAUGCAAAAUACAAGUUCAUGGUUCAAAUUAAAAUAAGAAAUCAUAAAUUCCGGGAAUAUUGGAUUGAAUCGUAAGCACGAUAUUGAAUGAGUAAGAAGCUGAAGAUCUUAACGAUAUGAUGUGGAAGGCGUGUGUUUCUCCAUCCCACAAGAGAAAACAGUGACAAUCAGAAAUUUUCCAGUGAGGAAAAAAACAAAAACUGUACAGGAAAAGCGUCCUUCUGAUAUCAAACAACGUAAAAUCCUGCAGGAUUUUGAACGGAGGGUUGGCGUGUAAGAAAGCGGACUGUAUUUCAGUGUCCCCGUGUGUAGCAGGGCUCACGACCUUGGUGCCAAACAGAAGGAGAUCCAGUUACUGCCCAAAUCUUGACCUUUUGAUGAAUGCCAUUUAAAUAAUUACAAUAAUUUAUGUAAAUGUUGUCUUUAGUCUUUUUCUUUUAAGAGAAUACUUAAUUAUGGUUACAAAGUAGAAUACAAAUGUCACCCUCGAUCAUGUAAAACUCCAGUUUUCAAGUGGGGAUGUUGAAGGGAGGCGGUGGUGCCUUUAUAAAGUGGGAGGUUGAAAGAUGCAGUUUAUGAGGGAGUAGCCACAGUUUUGCUAAACUAGCAAUGGUACUGUAUUAAACAGGGAGGAGAGUAGAAGAGAACAGCAGUAAGAAAGAAAUGCCUAAAGAUGCAGAGUCAGGUGGAAUGUCUCAGAAAGAAAAUCUGAGAAUACCGGGUAUAUUCGAAUUUGGAGUCAAGAGGUUUUUAGGGUUUCAGGGAGUCUGGAGAUGAAUUAGUGGGCUGCAGAUUUUUUUUAAAUAAGAAAACAAAGCUGAGGCAGUAAUGAACCCCAGCAAAAAUAAAAAGUUGUUCAGUAACUACACUGUGUACCUCAGCUGUGAAUACUGCUAGUCAUAAAGUCAUAAUAAUGUGAACAUUGAAUAUGAAUAUAACAAAUAAUUAUGUAACAUUGAGAAUCAGUCAAUAAAAAAAGUAUUGAACAUGUUAUUUAAAAAAAAAAAAAAGCUGCAAAAAGAAACAAGAGUAAAAAGUGUUUGGAGAAGAAAAUCAAGGAUGGGUAGAGAAAAGGUGGAAGGUUGCUAUUUUCCUCUACCAGGCUAACAGUAUUAUUUUGAUUUUUCUUUAUAUGUUUAUUUGUUUGAUUAAAAAUUAAUUUACGUUUUAGCUUUAAAAUUGCUCAGGUAAUUGAAAUGUACAUGACUGGUAAGAGCCACCAGAGUAAAAGGAUUGGGUUUUUAAAUCAGCAGACCUCUUAAAUGCAAACUCUAAUUUUGUAGUCUUAGGUCAGUCCAUUAAUCUGCAAAAGCCCCAGUUUCCUCAUCUAUUAAAUGAGGGUAAAGUACCCACCGUGUCAGAUCAGUCUGAGAAUUAAAAAUAAGCCCACUUUAGUGUACAAUAAACGGUAUUUGUUAUAACAGAAUAUCUCUAUAUGAUAAAACUUAAAACUCAUUCAUGGAAUGCCUGCUUUUCCAGUAGAGAUUUCCCGGGUGUGAGGAAGAGACGCCAAGAUUUUAGGUGAGACAUUUGAGCUGAAAGGAGCCAUUAUUUGCUAAGGUAAAGAUUUAAACUAUUUGCAGUGUUCUGUAUUUCCACUAAUUAUGUCCAACAAACAAGUAUACUCCAGGGCUAUAAAAUAAGCACGCCAUCCAGCACCCCGUCUGGAUUUGGGUAAUUGAUCUUCCUCUCGUUGAUUCCUCGUCUCCAGCUAAACUAUUGAACACAUCCUCUUCUUUCUACUUACACUUCCUUCUGCCUUCGGUACCCUUCCUGCCCAUCCUACCCCACCCCAGUGGUUGCUCUGCCUGUGUUUUAAGGCUAAACUGAGAUGUCACUUUUUCCCAGAUUCUUCUGAUCAGAUUAGAGUUCAUUUCUUUUACUCCAUCUAAGGGCUGUGUUUAUAUCAAUUUAUGCCAUUUUCAUGGGCUGCCUUAUUUUUGCCUAAUUAUUCAUUAUCAGAUAUUUUUUAAUAUCAAGGAAGACAGAUUUCUAUAACCUCUUCCCUUGGUAAUUACAUAUUGCUGUGAUAGAGUACAGGAACUAAGAUAUUUUAGUCUAAAAUAUAAAUGUAAGUUGAUCACUAUUCCCUAGAGGCACUGAUGUCUCAGUUUGUAACAUGAAAGAAAGUGAUUGGCGUUAGCCCUGGAAUGGUAAGAUACAGAGAUGGGAAUUUGGGCGGCGCUAUGACCAUGUGCCCUCUUUUUUCCUUUCUUUUUUCCCCCCUAGCAUGUGUCCUCUUCAGCCUUGUUUCUUCAGACUUCUUCUAUUACACUGAAGAAACUAAGGCACCUUCACAGACUAAUUAUCAUUCCUCCAACUAGAUUUGAAGCACUGAGGGUGGAGAUACUGUGGUAUAUAGCCCGGAAUAUCAGCAGAUAUAUAGUAGGAACCAAAUGAAAGGUCCUUGAUUUAACUGUUCUUCACAAUUGCUCUUAAACCUAGAUGUGUAUUUUGCUUCUCACAUGAUGCAACUCAAUGAAGUUUCCCAGGGGAGAAAACAAUAUUUUUGUCCUGACUAAACCAAUUAUUCUAAUUUACGAGUAAUUUUAUUCCUCUUGACAUCCUUUCAGGUAAUAUCUAUGAAGCCAAAGAUUUUGUUUGUUCAUUGCUCUAUCCCCACCCUAGAGCAUUAGCUAAUGCAAAUAGGGUGGGUAUAGAUAAUAAAUAUUGUUGAAUGAA
This is a messenger RNA of Miniopterus natalensis, 3316 nucleotides long. Lineage: Eukaryota; Metazoa; Chordata; Mammalia; Chiroptera; Miniopteridae. The record is from RefSeq and is a predicted model, not a curated record.